AUGACAUUACAGUGGUCCAUAGUAGCGUUUGUACUAUACGUGGAAAUCGCGUUCACUUUCAUUCUUCUCCUCCCAUGGAUCAGACCAUCACUUUGGAGCAAAUUGUUCAAGAGUAGAUUAGUCAGUUCAUUGGGACAACAUGCACUCAUAUACUCGUACGCCUUCACCUUCGUUCUCUUCAUCCUUUUCGCCGAUUCCGUCAGAGAAGUUCAUAAAUAUUCUGUUCACGAGGAUGCCAUCGAGAGAACCGUACACACUGCUAGCUCAGAGUCCAACACUCUCAUGAAGUUGUUCCGUGCCCAAAGAAACUUUUAUAUCUCUGGCUUCGCCCUUCUUCUCUUUUUAGUCAUCAAGCGUAUCAUCUCUCUCCUUAACCGUGGAGCCCAAAUGGAAGCUGCCAGUGAAGCCGCUAUGCGUCAAGCUGAAUCUGCUUCUAAAGUAGCAAAGACUCUUAUGAACGCUGGAGAAGGAGAAUCAUCUGACUUGAACAAGAAAAUCGAGCAGCUCACCAAGGAGUUGAAAUCAGCUUAUGCCGAUCGUGACGCCGUGAAAGCACAAGCUAAAGGACUCGAAGAAGAAUACGACAGAGUUGCUGAGAAGCUGAGCGAAUACGAGAAAUCUGACUCUUCUAACAAGAAGAGCAACUAA
Molecule: messenger RNA, 648 nt
Organism: Auanema sp. JU1783
Lineage: Eukaryota; Metazoa; Nematoda; Chromadorea; Rhabditida; Rhabditidae
Source: the annotation of a GenBank genome assembly